Molecule: messenger RNA, 1588 nt
Organism: Cajanus cajan (pigeon pea)
Lineage: Eukaryota; Viridiplantae; Streptophyta; Magnoliopsida; Fabales; Fabaceae
Product: HSP20-like chaperones superfamily protein
Cellular component (GO): nucleus
Source: RefSeq, a predicted model, not a curated record
CUUAUCCUUUCGCCUUCGGUUUCCUCUUCUCAUCAACGUCUUCUGUGAGUCAGACAUUCCAUUUUCUCUCUUUUUUCUUCUCGCAUUACUACUCUGUUUUCAUCUUUUUAUCACUUGCAAGCAACCUUUCUCAAGGUGAAUGUAAUCCACACCACUCAUGGAUUUGAAAGGAAAUCUUAUAAUGAAUAGUGGGUAUAGUGAUAGGAGAUUUCUCAUUGAAUUCAUCAUCACUAACUAUUUGGGACCUGAUGUCAAUUCACAUAGUCCAAGGUGCUCUGUUGUUCAAAGACUAAUGACCGGAUCCCCACCUUAUAUCUUGAGUGAUUUGGGGCCCUCGUAUGUUAGCAUUUCUUUCUUGGAGAGAUUGUAUUAUUAUCUCCUUAGAGAUGCUUUUCCUAACCUUGUCUUGGAUCUUAAUAUGUUUCAUAUGUAUUUAAAGGGAAAAUUAAUUUUGCCCGGUUCUGACUUCACCCAGGACACUCAGCAGUUCACCAGUUUUUUUCCUUUGGAUCUUCAUCAACAGAUAUGGUAUCCUGAUAGCUUCAGAGUUAUUAAAGGGGUUGUUUUAAUUGAUGAUCCUUCUACAUCAUGCAUGAUAGGAGAGGAUUUAAAUAGAUUCAGGUCUUUAACUGGUAUCAGCACUCUCAAGUUAAAUAUAAGUGAAUGUCUAGGUUUUCAACUUGGUCAUCCAUCAAGCAAGAAAGGUAAUCAAAUGAACAAAGUGCCAGAGACUAUUCCAAAUGGGGAAUCCCAAUUGAAAAAAAAUCAUCAAGAGCACAAGAGAAAGUAUGUCGAUGAUACAACGCCACUAGUGCCGGAAUUUCCCUAUGUCUUCCCUACAAAACAUAAUGCCAAGGUAGAUCCUUCCAAGAAAACGAGCAAAUCUGAUGGGCCAACAUUGAUGCCCCUUCUCUCAAUUCCUGACAUUGAUGAAUGCAGUCUAGAUUCUUCUCUUAUUUUAACAGGGACAGCCAGAAAAGGGCCAUUUGGUCCAUCUGUUGGUGUUGUGGAUAUUGGUAUUAGUAAAGGGGCAUACUUAUUCCGAGUUUCUUUACCGGGGGUCAAGAAAGAUAGCACAGAUCAGUUCAGUUGUGAUAUUGAAUCUGAUGGGAGGGUUCAAAUCAGAGGGGUGCUAACUGGUGGGAGGACUAUAAUGAAACAAUCACGCAUUUUUCAGAUGAAUACUCGGCAGUUAUGCCCUCCAGGACCAUUCACACUUUCAUUCAGUCUUCCGGGACCUGUUGAUCCAAGACUCUUUGCUCCUAACUUCAGGUCUGACGGAAUUUUUGAAGGAGUUGUAGUCAAGCACUAGUUAACGGCCAAGAAUUGGGGGUCUAGCUUUUGUGGUAAUUCGAGAGUUCCCAAAGAGAGAAAACCAAGAUACUUAUUUUUGUGAGAAGCCAGUUUGCUUCAUAUGCUACUUCUGUCCUAUAAAUUGAUGAUGAACUAAUUUUGUUCGUGUAUAAGAAUACAAUGAUCUAGCAAGUCUAGUAAAGAACUCGCUUCUGUAUGCAGGGAAACAUUGAUUUUCUUUCAUUAAAGAGUUUAAUGUGUAACUUGGAGUGUGGAUUGCAGUUGCUGAGUAUCA